AUGGCUACUAAUCAAUUGGCUUCUCCGAUGAAAUUCGCCUGUCUUCGGGAAGCGUCAUCGGUCCUGAUCCGUCCUAUCGCCUCCGCCGGUAACAUUGCCGUUGUGAACUUCAGUAUCAUCCGAACUCAUCUCAUUCUCGUUCGUUCUCCGUCUGGCUUUCUGCAACGUUCGCGUCAACUCGGAUGUGAUCUCAAGUUGAUGCUGGAGAGUUUCGACGUCGGUAACGGUCCUGCUCAUAUCGGCAGCGUUGGAUUCUGCAUCCACGACGCGGCAAGAGGCACCGCAUCUACUCAUCUCAUCGACGCUACAAUGUUAGUGCUCAGCUUUGUUGAACCAGCCGACCAUAUUGAUUGA
Messenger RNA from Angiostrongylus costaricensis, 354 nucleotides. The record is from the annotation of a GenBank genome assembly. Lineage: Eukaryota; Metazoa; Nematoda; Chromadorea; Rhabditida; Metastrongylidae.